AUGGCCCCUCCUUCAUUCAGCCUGAAGCGCAAGUUCAGUGUUCCCUGGGGCAAACGGCCUGUAAACGAUGCAGCAUUCCUCUCACAAGACAACCUGGAUGAUGUGAUCUCAAGAAUGAUUUUCCAAGCAGGGGUGGAUUUUGAGACCCGACCAAUGGUCGUUGUCAACGCGUCGGCAUUACCGGACCCCAAGGAGUGCAACUACGACUUAUUACUCUCACGGAUCCUCGCUUAUCUAAAUCUCUAUGUGGAAUCGGACUACGCAGUAGUCCUCUUUGCUGCCGGUGUCCGACAUACGCCUGGGUGGAAUUGGGUCUGGAAGGCCUAUCGCAGUCUGAAUCGGAAAUACCGUAAGAACCUCAAACGACUUUAUAUCGUGCACUCGUCCUUCUUCUCCAAGAUGCUAUUCAGUCUUGCUGGGGCCAUUAUCAGCCCCAAGUUCUUUCGCAAGAUUGCAUACAUCACUACACUCUCUGAGCUGGCUUGCCAUAUUCCCUUGACCCAAAUCGACAUUCCACCGGCGGUUUAUCAGGAGAACCUCAAAUACGAGAGCAAGAUAACGAUGCCAGUUACAACACGAGGCGACUCGCACAUAUUCGGCGUUCCACUCGAAGACCUCAUGGGCAUUGAUGGAGAGAAGGGUGGACUGCCAAGGGUAGUCAGAGACGCCAUUCAAUUCAUUCGUGAGUCUGGCAUGGAGGAAGAAGGCCUCUUUCGUCGUUCGCCACAGUCUGUCAUGCUUAAGGCCGCUCGUGACGCCUAUGACCGGGGCAACGUCGUCUCGCUUGACACAUUUGGUGAUCCUCAUCUUGCUGCAGUACUCCUGAAAAAGUAUCUGAGAGAUCUUCCUGAACCUGUCUUUCCUGAGAACCUGUACCCCCUCAUACGAAGGUGUCCAUCUCCAUUGACGGACACAACGACAACUAAUCCAGCGACUGUCGAACGUGAUUUGGCCGCCAUUGCUUAUAUUCGAGACAUCAUCCUCCCUCAACUGCCGCUUUGUUUCUACAUCCUUCUUAGUAACGUUUUGCAUCUCACGCAUGAUGUCUCUUUACGAGCCGCUUCCAAUCGCAUGGACGCACACAAUCUUGCUGUAGUCCUUUGUCCCAAUCUUGUCAAGGGCAAAAACCCUGCUCGAGACGUGUCCAUGUGUGUUGUUUCUGGUGGUCCCUCUUUAACCGCCUCUCCACGACCAGAACAAUCACAUGUCUCCGAAGGCAAAACAACUCUGGGAACGGUCAUAAAACUUUGUAUCCAGCGAUACUUUGAAAUCUUCGACGAGUUGCCUGACAGAACCGAAGCCAUAUCAUCUCCAUCGUCAGGAAAUGUCAACGCAUUUCCCAACUCGCCUUCCACCUCGUCAGCCUCUUCCAUGUCUGGCUUCAGGGCUGUUCGACCAAGGCCAGAUCCACCAACCACAUCUGGUGCCGAUCCAAGAAGGCAAAGCACCCGAUCACAAAACGAAGAUGAAGAUAUUGACGAUGACAUGCUUGUAAUGCCAAUAGGGCCAGCCUCACCAACUAGUGCUGGGCCUCCAAGUGCUUGGAGCGUCGCGAAUGGUGUUACCACCUACAGAGCUCGUGGUCAUCGCAGCGUCAUGUCGGUCGGCAGCGCCAGCGGAGGGGUUUAUGGCAACUCGUCUGCGUCGCUGGGACGUACCCGCUCCCUUGUCAGUGUUGAAAAGGCUGGUCCUAUUGGCACAGUUGGUAAAACAGGCUCAAUAGCAAUUGGGCGAGCGGGAACACUACGUGGUACAAUCAAAAGUGGUGCAGCAGUCGAGGCAAUCGGGAUCACAGCUGAGGGAUUCUUCAGUGCGCCACCAAAUGGCAAUGGUAGUGCCCUCCAAAGUCCAAGUUGA
Mycena indigotica is the source of this 1857-nucleotide messenger RNA. Its product is annotated as Rho GTPase-activating protein 8. The record is from RefSeq and is a predicted model, not a curated record. The transcript has 8 exons. Gene Ontology annotation, biological process: small GTPase-mediated signal transduction. Lineage: Eukaryota; Fungi; Basidiomycota; Agaricomycetes; Agaricales; Mycenaceae. Bases 1 to 1857 code for a protein of 618 amino acids. Gene Ontology annotation, molecular function: GTPase activator activity. Gene Ontology annotation, cellular component: cytoplasm.